Trachymyrmex cornetzi is the source of this 5303-nucleotide messenger RNA. Its product is annotated as thyroid receptor-interacting protein 11. Gene Ontology annotation, molecular function: small GTPase binding. The transcript is spliced from 13 exons. The record is from RefSeq and is a predicted model, not a curated record. The coding region runs from base 206 to 4510 and encodes 1434 amino acids. Gene Ontology annotation, biological process: Golgi organization; endoplasmic reticulum to Golgi vesicle-mediated transport. NCBI's taxonomy places the organism in Eukaryota, Metazoa, Arthropoda, Insecta, Hymenoptera, Formicidae. Gene Ontology annotation, cellular component: Golgi apparatus.
UGUUCCAAAACUCAUCGAGAAGAAAGAGUUUCAACCUGUCUGCUGUCAAGUGUAUACGUGUUAGCAUGUUUUGUAAUUCGCAUAGACAUAACGAAUUCGAGUUUUCCAUCAUUGCGAUGUGUCAUACGCACGACGAUCGUUCACAGUGAUAAAUGCCAGUGUACUUAUCGAAUAACACAAGCGACGUUCACCGUUAACGCGAAAAAUGGCGUGGUUCGGUGACAGUUUAUCCAGUAUCUCCAGUUUAAAAGGACACAUCACGAAUCUCACGAGGGAGGUUUUAUCCGAUGGUAUCGUUGACGAAAUAGAUGACCGAUCAAAGGAGUUGAAGGAGGCAAACGAAAGAUGCAUCCAACUGCAGGAUCUGCUUACCACGAAAGAUGCAGAGAUUUCUCUCCUGCGUCGACAGAACUGUGAGCUCCAGAGAGCCGUCAUCGAGAUAAACGCAAAGUCCAAGGAAUCGAGGGACGCGAAUCACACCGAUGAGGCCGAAGGGAUUUUCUGGGAACCAUCGUGCGCAAUCGACAAUCGCAACGCAAGGAAUCAGAAUCAUGUACGCCAGCUACAGGAGCAGUUGGCACAAGCCACCGUGAAAGUACGCGAAUUAGAAUGCGAGCUAAAGCACGUUCAGAAGGUGAACGCGUCCUUCAAGGAUGAUAUAUCCGACGGACAUCAGAAGGCUGAGGUUGUACGGGCUAAACAAGACAUGCUGAAUCGCAUAAUACAAAUGGAAGAAAAGACCCGGGAAGCAGAACGAAACGCUAAACAUAUCCAGUUGGAUGAAGCCAGUCUUAUCAAUGAUUUUCGUUCGGUAAUAUCAAAAUUAAAUUCACGUGAGAAAUUUGACUUAAUCAGCGGAGCGUUAAAAGCUUUACAAAUUGAAAACGAAGCGCAAAAAGAGACGAUUGAAAAAAUUAAGGAUCAUGAAAAAUCCAACCAAGAUCUCGAAAAAGUCGAUGUCUUUGAAUAUAAUUCUUUAGCUCUCAAACAUGCAAAUUCGCAAGAGGGCAAAUCGCAUGAUACGACCGAGGAACUUUUGAUCAAUAAAGAAGAGAUGUUACAAGAGAGAAUAAAUGAACUCCAAAAUGAAAAUAAAGAUCUUCUAAAUGUUAUGGAAAAAUUGGACGGGGAAUAUACGCAGUCGAUUGAAAAUUUAUUAUCGGUCAAAGAGGAAAGUAAUAAGAAGCAUCGCUGUCUACAAAAUGAUUACGAACAACUUUCCGUACAUUACAAUGAGGCCAAGAAAAAAAUAAUUGAAUUACGAAAUGACUUAUUGAAACGCGAUGAAAAUACCUGUACAGAAACAAUUCAUCAGUUUAUUCAGACGGAUAAUAUAGAUAAAUCAGACAAACAUGUUCAAAUAACAGUUUCUUCACAAGAAGCUGACAUAGUAUCAGAAACAAGCAGACUAGACGAUAUUACUGAAAAAGUUAAAAUUAUUUUAAAGAAUUGUACCAUAAGUACUGAACCGGGAGAAUCAAUCUUCGAAGGUAUUGCGAAACAAUAUGUUGAUGCUAAAUGGAAGCUAGAUGUUUUGGAAAGGAAGAUAACUGAAGUUACUAGAGAUUUGAAGGAAACCGAAGAGAUGAAAGAUGGCUUGCAAAUGGAAUACGAAGAACUGCAAUCUCACAUAGAUUCGUUAUUGUUGGAGAAAAAUAUGAGAAUGAAAUCGUGUCAGGGUUUAGAUUUGAAUUUGCCAUCUAUUCCUGAGACAAGCGAAGAACGAGUAGCUUCUCUAGAAAUGGAUAUUGAAUCUUUACGGGAAGAAAUAAAACGCCUCUUGACUGAAAACAAAACGAUACAAGAAAGAAAUUCAACUUUGAUGCUUGCUGUACAAAGUAACGAAGUGCCUUUAACGAACAACAAUGAUUUACAAGGAAAUAUAAAUCGCAAACUAUAUACACUUAUAGAGGAAAAUAAAGAACUUCCAAUUGCUUUAGAAGGGAGUAAAAACUCAAACGCAGAUAUAACAUUGAUCGAGCAAUUGAAACUCGAUCAUGAAAAUGUGAAAGGAGAAUUAAAGCUAUCCGAAACGAAGUCAUUAGAAACUAAUCUUGCAUCUUUGCAAGACACUGUACAUAAAUUGACAGAAGAAAAUAAAGAUUUAUUACGGAAGAAUAAACACUUGGAUAUGCAAUUACAUGACAAAGCUUUGUACGAACGUGACCUACAAGAAGAAACUGGUUAUUUGUUGGAAGACUUGCAAAAACGACUCAAUAAAGCCGAUUGCGAAAAAUUAGAUUUGGAAAAUGACAUUUUACAUAAAGAAGAACAAUUGGCUGCGAUGCAGAUUCAAGUUGACAUGAGACAAUCUGAAAUAGUAAAAUUCUAUCAGGAUAAUGACAGAUUAAUUAAAGAAAAUACAUCUUUGUCAGAACAAUUAACUGCUACGCACGAUGAAUCCUUGGAUAAGAUAGAGUUAUUAAACACGGAAAUGUCGUUGCUUCAGCAAGAACAUGAAGAUUUGAAACAAGAAAUAUUGAUUUACAAGGAAGAAUUACCUGUAUUGAAGGAAAAAUUAUACAAGGCACAGCAACAGUAUACAAAACUGGAAAAUGAAUAUUAUGCAUUUAAGUUGCAAAGCGAGCAAUUUCAAUUACAUAAAAAGUAUAUUCAAAGUCAAGAAAUAAAACCCGGAAAUGAAUCAAGUCUCAAAGAAUCGUUGACAGAAGAAUUGAAAAAAAAUGCUGCGGAGAUAUCUUCGACAAACAUAGACAAAACUAAUAAACAGGAAAAGCUUUCAACUGAAGAUAACUUAAUCGGAGUAGAAAAUGCAGUUGUAGACGUGAACAUAGAAAAGCAAGGUUUAAUGACAAGAGAUAUAAACAUAACAUCUAACGAACAACAAACGUUUAAAUCAAUUGUCGAUGAAGAAAGACGAGAAAAAGACAUCAUAAAAGCGCAUAACGAAAACUUGAUGGAUGAAAUUAACAAUUUGCGCAGCAAGUUACAAACCGCUUUUGAGAAUAAUAAAGAAUCAGCAGAAAUGGCUAAACAAACUAUUGAAGAUCUUUCUCAUAUUAUUAGAGAAAAAGACCAGGAAAUAAAUAUUUUACGAACUGAGAUAACUCACGCGAAGAAUAUUAUCGCGCAGUCUUCGGACGAUCUUGCUGUAAUCAGAAACCAGAAGAGUGAGAUUGAACAACUCGUUUCUAUUAAACACAACGAAAGCUUACAAUAUCAAAACGAGAUUCAAAAGUUAAUUCAUCGCCUAAAUGAACAAGCAGCUCGCAUCCAAGAAUUAUAUUUUAAGCAAACAGCGAACGAGAUGCGUAAUAAGGCGAAUGUAGAGACUCAGCAAGGAGGUCACGAUGGAGUUGAUUCCAGCCAAGGUAUCGAAAUCAUGGCUCUGAAUAAAAAAUGCGACGCCCUAGAAGCUGCUCUGAUGCAAGAACAGUCUAACACUAGAAUUUUGCAAAACCAGCUUAUCGAAAUUCAAAACAAGGAAGCUAAUUCCGGUAAAGAAUUAGAGAGAUUGAGAACACACUUGGUCGAAAUGGAAUCAAGUUAUACGGAGGAAGCCUUAAUCGCAGAAAAUAAUCGUCAGGAGUUAGAAGCAAGAUUAUUGCAAGCUGAAGAAAAAGUAAAAAGUAGUUCAACCGCCUUCACAUCGGCAAAUAUUAGGGCUAAUCAGCAAGUAGAAACGUUGCAGCAACAAAUAGCUUUGAUUACUCAACAAAGGGAUCAAAUACAGGCGAAAUUAUCCGCAGCAGAGGACAACAUUCAGUUGCAGUCUGCCUCUUUGACUAAUUUACAAAUAGUUUUGGAACAAUUUCAACAAGAUAAAGAACGCGACGUCAUGGCGGCUACAGAAAGACUUCGAUCUCGACUCGCUGAGUCAUACGAGAAACAAGAUAAAUUAGUAGAUGACGCUUCAAAUCUGCAGCAACAGUUACGUGAAGCUAGAGAAUGCUUGAAAGCUGCCUCUAGACUAAGCGAACAACUCGAGAAAAAGGACGAACAAAUCGAGCGACUCAACGAGGAAGUGAUACGAUUGACAGCAUCUUUAAAUUCUGCUGAUCAAAAGGUGAAAGAGGCAACGGAACAUGAUGAGGGAAAAGUUGACAAAGUCCUCAUAAAAAAUCUUCUUUUGGGCUAUUUGGCUUCGACCACGUCGGACAAGUCUUCAAUUCUCAGAGUCUUUGCCAACGUCUUGGACUUCACCGAGCCGGAGAAAGAUAAGACUGGCUUGAAUAACGUGAUAGCACACAGUAGCCGUCAAGCCAACAAAAAUAGCGGCGCAUCUUUAAAAGAUCAAGAAGCAUCCUUAUCAACGGCCUUCGUGAGGUUUCUAGAAAGUGAAUCUAAGCCAAAGCCUCAGUUACCAGCUUUGCCUAUUGUGAAUUCACCUUCAUCGCGACCAGGAUAUAAUAAACAACAGUCAUCAUCAUCAUCAUCAUCGGCGCAAUCUACAUUACUAUUGUCCAACGUUGCUCUUCCAACAUUCCCAGACUUUAUUCCAGCCAGAAAUACAGGAUCCAUUUUGAAGGAGGUGUUGAAGGAUAGUUGAUAUUUAAACACGUUAUAUUAAACAUUGUACAAAUAACAUUAGAAACUAUAAUAUAAUCGAUUGCAUUUUAUAUCAAUCCGUAAUAGUUAUUUCUACCGCCUAACCGCAUACCAUUUCGAUCACUUUGCAAACAAUCCUAAGAUUUUUUUAAGUAAAACUCUGUAUGCAUAUUAUACAUAUAUGAAAAAUAAGAUUUUUGUUUCAUUUGAAAUAACUUUAAUGUAGCUAUAAAUGUUACAAUGAACAAAAAGUAUACUAUACCGCUGCACUCUUUCGGCGCAGCAAAGUAACAAGAUUCUCUAUUUAUAACGGUGACAUCAUAUAUAAGUAAUAAAUACAUAGUAAAGUUUCGUUGUGUAACUAACGCGCGUACUAAAGGCAUAAAUACAAAAUAAGGCUAUGUAUUCAAACAAAAUUAGUGUACAAAAUAUAAAUCUAUUCAACGGGGCUUCGUAACACAUACAUUAUUACCAUAUUUUAUACGAGAGAUAUGUACAUAGAUCGGCAUUUCUUCAUUGAAGACUCGAUCAUACAAAAACUGGACAGCAUUAACAUUUUACGAAAAAGUGGAUGUAGGGCGGUAUACAUAGUUUGUUCUUAUUUUAAGACCGUCUUCAGUGAUGCUAAUGCAGUCCUGAUCGACUUAUGACAUCUUAAAAUAGUCUCAAAUAUAAAAAUCGACUAUGAAUACCGGCCAUAUAUAUAUAUAUUUUUUUUUUCAUUGAACAACUGAAGCUAUAAAUUUCUCAAUAAUCAUCAUAAGAGUAAACAGACAAUAGCCAUUAAUAAUUAA